Molecule: messenger RNA, 1764 nt
Organism: Colletotrichum phormii
Lineage: Eukaryota; Fungi; Ascomycota; Sordariomycetes; Glomerellales; Glomerellaceae
Exons: 1
Coding region: 1-1764 (587 amino acids)
Source: RefSeq, a predicted model, not a curated record
AUGGCCGAGGAUCCUUCUCGAUUGCCGCGGCUACCACCUGAGGUACUGGGACUCAUCUUUGCCCACACGCCGAAGUCAACGGCUCACGCCGCUCGGCUGGGGAGCAAAAUUCUGUCCGCCGCGGCAACGCCCAGAUCAUUUCAACAUGUUCUCCUCAAGCCACCCUUCUGCGACCGCUUCAUGCACGUUGCAGAAGAUGCAAACCUUCGCCGACAUGUGAGAGAGGUCACAUGUGAUGCUCGCGCCUUUCUAGAUUACCGCCCUUUCCCCAUAGACUUCCUCGAAGCUCUGCCAUACCUCAGAUACUUCUCCGGGCUCAAGGUUUUAAACUUGAAGUUUACCGACUAUGCAGACGACGGCGACGAGAACGCUGAACCGGACAACUCCACAAGCUAUCGCUUCUAUGACAUCUACAGUUUUCGGCGUUUUGUCAUACUUGUCUCCUUUUACUGCAUACACGGAGGGAGCAAAGAUGAUCAGGAUCUGGUUCAGUUAUCGCAAAGCCUCGGGACAUCAGAUGACUUUGCCUGGACGGGGAACCUGAAAAUCCCGGACAUGUCUUGGAGCACAGAGGACAGGCUUAAUGAUGGCGGAUUUCCCAUUAUUCAGCUAGAGGAGUUGACUAUUUUCAAUCUAGCCGAGGAUAUCAACGAUGGUCAACAUCACGAGAUGGAAAAUCCAUUACAUCGGAGGCACCUUGCGGAUUGGCCCAUCUUCAAUCAAGUGAUUGCCCUUCCAACACUUAAAGGUGUAAAGUUGAUGGUAGCCCCCGAUGACCCGGAUAACUCGUUGUGGGACAACUUGGAGGAUGAGCCGACCGAGUACAACUAUCAGUGGCAAGACCUCUAUCUCCGCGAGCUCACCUCGUGGUUCAAGCCACAGCUCGCACGCAACCUGACCACUUUGUCUCUAUACUACGACGAUAUCUGGGGCUACCAGCCCAAAUUUGACUUCCGCCUCAUCAAUCCCGGCAGCGGGCCAGAGUGCGGUUUCCCUCACUUGAAGGUCUUAGCUUUGGGCAGAUAUUGCUUCAGUCACGAGUGGCAGCUAGAUUGGUUCGCUUCUCUCGGAAGUCAUAAUUCAGCGGGUGGGAUAGAGGAACUAUACCUCGAUGAAUGCGUGGUGGUAUCGAAAGCAUACUGUACCAUCCCUCAAUGGGAGAUCUGGGACCUGGACCGAGACCGCAACUAUACCAUUGUCACUGUCCAAGAUGCCGAUGGUAACGGCGUGGAAGUCUCCAAUCGCGGAUACUUGCCAACCACAUGGGAUAUCGAUCUUGUCGACGACACAUGGACCGAGUUUUACCACUCCAGCAUGUCCUGGCAUGAACUACUCGACCACUGGAGCAGCAGCAUGGCGGCGUUGAAGACAUUCAAAAUGGGGACGACGGCCUCUCUUGCGUCUUGGUCCGGAAUCGAUCUGGCAGCUCAUGUAACGCCCGAUAAAAUCACCGAAGUUAUUGUCGCACCUGGGAGCAAGAAUAGCCCCAUGAACACGGAUAUCCAUGCCAAGUUCGAUGAUCUCGCGUUCCGCAAAGAGGUUGGAUUGAUGGAGUUGACAGUGCCGUUCUACGUCAACUAUUCGCCGAAACCGAGCGGUAUGCCCAACUGGGUAGCUCGUCCUUGGUUCUUCAUACCAGUGAGCAGCGAUGAGGCUAUAGUUAUGGAAGAGUCUCCAAAGGAAACGAGACGGAAAGACACGUUAGCAUUGGAUAAAAUCAGAAAAGUAGUGGAUGAGAGGGCAAAGGGGGGCGGCCAGGUUUGA